CGCGAUGGCGUCGGGGGCCAACUUCUUCCGGGGGACGUCCUUGGACCAGGACAGUCGGUUUUUCAAUCACCACAAGAAACUGUUGGCGAAAAUGAAAUUCCCGGCGUCCUUUGGGCAGAAGGUACACCUCGCAAAGGUCAACAAGGAAGUAAUACACCAAUGGAUCACAGAGAAGAUGCACGAGGUACUGGGCUUUGAGGACGACAUUGUCGUCGCCAUGACCAUCAACCUCUUGGAGCCAGCCAAUGCGCUGGAGCCCUUGGACCCAAAGGAGAUGCAGGUCGCGCUCACGGGCUUCCUCGAAGGCGACGCGGCCGCCUUCAUGGAAGAGCUCUGGAACCUCCUCUUGAGCGCCCAAGAAAACCCGACCGGCAUCCCGCAAGUCUUCCUCGACAAGAAGAAGAAGGAGAUGGAGCUCAAGCGCGCGGCCGAGCAGGAGCAACGCGAGAAGAUCCAAAAGAAGAUCCAGGACAUGCAUGUCGCGGCCAAGACGCACGCGACGCAAGUCCGCGAUCGCCAGCCGCCAAGUCGUCGCCCCGACUCGCGCGACCGCCAGCCCCCGCGUGGCCGACAACGCUCCCGCGACCGCCGCGACCGGAGCCGAUCUCGGGACCAUGGCCGCCGCCGGUCGCCCAGCAAGAGCCCUCGCCGACGCAAGUCGUCGCCAUCGCCGCGCCGCCGUGAUCGCUCCAAGAAGGCCAGCGCGUCACCACGGCGUGCCUCGCCGCGCCGCAACGACGACCGGUCCAAGAAGGCCAGUGCGUCGCCUGCGCGAACCAACGAACGGCCAACGAAAGCCAGCGUCUCGCCGCGGCGCAAGGACUCGACGGCGUCUGCCAAGGACACUGCGACGCCCGAACCCAAGGCGCCCAAGGACGGGUCGUCCAGUGCCCCAAAGAACGCAGCACCGACAGACACGUCGGGCGACUCGCCGGCAAAGAAGGACCAGUCGUCCGCGCGCCGGUCGCACUCCAAGGACCGUAAACGGCACCGGAGCCCAGAGCGUCGUCGCAGCCCCGACCGCCGUCGUAGCCCUGACCGCCGCCGUAGCCCUGACCGCCGACGCAGCCCUGAUCGUCGUCGCCGUGGCAGCCCCGAACGCCGUCGUCGCUCGCGAAGCCGUGACCGCCGAUCGCCGUCCAGAGACGAGUUUCAGCGGGAGAAGCGCCGCCGCAUGUCGUCGGCGGACGAAGAGUCGCGGCUUCGCGAGAAGGCGGUCGCGUCGCUCAAGAAGUAGUUGCACUUACUCGACGAGUCUCUUUCCGUAAUUCGUUGAUAUGAACCCUAUUCAUGUUGGAUAUA
This is a messenger RNA of Saprolegnia diclina VS20, 1302 nucleotides long. RefSeq lists its product as hypothetical. The transcript has 3 exons. Gene Ontology annotation, biological process: regulation of mRNA splicing, via spliceosome; mRNA processing. Lineage: Eukaryota; Oomycota; Saprolegniomycetes; Saprolegniales; Saprolegniaceae. Gene Ontology annotation, molecular function: RNA binding. Gene Ontology annotation, cellular component: spliceosomal complex. The record is from RefSeq and is a predicted model, not a curated record. Bases 5 to 1237 code for a protein of 410 amino acids.